Messenger RNA from Mizuhopecten yessoensis (Yesso scallop), 1056 nucleotides. Its product is annotated as putative ZDHHC-type palmitoyltransferase 4. Gene Ontology annotation, molecular function: protein-cysteine S-palmitoyltransferase activity. Gene Ontology annotation, cellular component: Golgi apparatus; endoplasmic reticulum. NCBI's taxonomy places the organism in Eukaryota, Metazoa, Mollusca, Bivalvia, Pectinida, Pectinidae. The transcript is spliced from 2 exons. Bases 1 to 1056 code for a protein of 351 amino acids. The record is from RefSeq and is a predicted model, not a curated record. Gene Ontology annotation, biological process: peptidyl-L-cysteine S-palmitoylation; protein targeting to membrane.
AUGGACAUCCAAGCAUCGUCCCAAAAAGAUAUAGUUCGCGACACCGCCAAAGACAAAAAUUUGACUCUUCAACAGAAAUUAGCUUUGCAUUUAGAGGAGCGUAAAAGAGAACCAGCGGCGUCCCCGCGGAACCUCAAUAAGUACCUCCCAAUCGUGUUCUUAGCGGAAGUGAUGGUGGUCUGGUACUACGGCACGUGCCAGGGAAUUCCUUUUUUGUAUGCGGAUUUCGGAGAAGAAGUUAUAAUCGUAAUUCAGGGGAUUUGCAGUUUUAUGGCUGUGCAGAUGUUGCUGAACUGGUGGUGUGUCUACACGGUAAGCUCAGCCUAUGACCCCCACAGGCAUGGCACUUACCUCGAGUUCCUCGACCGACAACAAUCCCAGACAUCAUCACAGGUAACAACGUCUAUAGAUGUACAAAGUAGACAAUAUGGAGCUGGAGGAUCUACAAAUGGUUCCACUUCCGGUUCCCCUUCACGCCCACCAUAUUGGUCGUGGCGAUAUUGCACCGUAUGUGAUCAGCCACGUCCACCUCGUUGUCACCACUGCAAACUUUGUAACCGGUGUUCACUAAAACGUGAUCACCACUGCUUCUUCUCACGGAAUUGUAUUGGCUACCGGAACUUGCGUCAUUACACAGUUAUGAUGUUCUGGUGCUGUGCUUCGUCUGUGGUUGGUUUUGUGCAUGCUCUGCCGUUCAUUUUCAUGGAAGUGUUACCUAGCACCGGUCACGUAGAUAUGCUGCCAUUCGUGGCUAUCUUCCGUUGGAUUUUCGGAUACGCACACUUCCGGGUCGGUCUUGUCAUUCUUGGAACUUGGAUGUUAGCGUUGUUUAUCAUAUUCACUACAUUCAUGUUGUACGAUAUUUGUCGGUGUAUACUGAAAGGGAAAACAUCUUUUGAAAUUGACAACAAUAUUAAAAUCAAUGAUACCAGGAGCGUGAACAGCAAAGUGAGGGCCGCGUUCGGGGACUUCUGGCUGCUCAACUUCCUGUUGCCCAUGCACUGGAGAUUCCAUCCCGAUGAGGAUCCGGUGUUUUGGCCGACCAUCAACCAGUGA